Messenger RNA from Anneissia japonica, 1863 nucleotides. Its product is annotated as adipocyte enhancer-binding protein 1-like. NCBI's taxonomy places the organism in Eukaryota, Metazoa, Echinodermata, Crinoidea, Comatulida, Comatulidae. Bases 38 to 781 code for a protein of 247 amino acids. The record is from RefSeq and is a predicted model, not a curated record. The transcript has 4 exons.
GUCUACAUUUAUAGUUGUUAAAACAAAUCAACCUGCAAUGUUGGAAAUUUUGAGUUUGGUUUUUGUUAUUUCAUUGCUAAUUAACAGCUCUGUUGUGUCGGAGUUGUGUAUCGAUCCUCUUGGUAUUGAAGAUGGAACUAUUCCAACUGAACAACUGUCAGCAUCAAGUGAAUUCGAUUUAGCGUACGGGGCACAUCGUGGACGACUGAACACUGCAACAGAUAGUGGGGGGAAAGGAGCAUGGUCUUCAAAAACCAAUGACCAAUACCAGUGGAUCCAAGUUGACCUCGGUAAACUGCAUAAGGUACGCGGAGUAAUUACACAAGGCCGCAACAGUUACGAUCAAUGGGUGACGUUUUAUGAGAUUCUUUACAGUGUUGAUGGUGACAUUUUCCAACCAAUCAGGAAUUCAGACUGUCAAGUAUCGAAGUUUGUUGGAAAUUCGGAUGAAGACACUACCGUGACAAACAUGUUCUCUGAGCCUAUCUACGCGAAUUUCGUCCGUAUUCAUCCAACUGACUGGUACAGACACAUAAGUUUAAGAUUUGAGAUUCUUGGAUGCCCAAGAGGCUCGCAGUUGGUUGGACACUCAACUUAUUACAAAUCUUUUCGUCAAAAUUCACAACGUUCAAUAAUGACCCGGAAGUCGAGCGGAAGUUGCAUUAGAUGCGCAGUGGAGUGUAUGAGGACGCCAGAAUUCAAGUACUUUAAAUGCGACGGAGGAUGCCGCCUUUAUACUUGCAGUAACGAUGACAAUUUUGUUGGUUUUCAGAUUGGUUGAAAUGGCUUUUCCACUAUGUUCUGCACUUGGAUAAGGUCUCAAAAAUGUAAACGACUUGUUUUAAUAUGGCAUGCACCUAAUUAUUUUGUGUCCUGGUCCUGAUUGGUCAAUUGUAAGUUUGAUCAUUCAAGAAAAAUGGUAAAUUUUGUAAAUUUUGUUCCAAUAAACUUCAUUCCUUAAGACUUAAAUAAUCAAAACUGUGUGUAGUAAUUUUAAUUAGAUUUGAUUUCUUCAUAUCUAUAAUCAUGAUGAUGAAUAGCUGACAAUAUUUUGGAUUUCGCCAUGUCUACAUUCUUUAGAAGAGAAUAUCAUAUAUGAAGACCUUCGAUCUCGUCAUAUCUUAGUACCGUAGAUACGAUUUUUGAUUUCUUCAAGUUUACAUCCUUUAGAAGAAAUGUUCAUUUGACGAGAUCAUGGAUAUUGUACUGCCGACGUUUUUUAAAAGAGAUGAUAAGAUUACAGGAUCCUGGAUCUCGUCAUGUAGACAUCCAUUAAAAGAGAAGAUUAGAAGACAAGAUCAUGGAUCUCAACAUGUCUGCAUCCCUUAUAAGAAAUGAUCAGAUGACGAGAUCAUAUCUCGUAAAAGAGAUGAUCAGAUGACAAGAUUCUUGAUCUCAUCAUAUCUACAUCCUUUAGAAGAGAUUAUCAGAUGAUAAAAUGCUGGAUCUCGUCAUUUCUACGUCCUGGAAAAAAUUAUCAUGUUACGAAAUGCUUGCACCUGUUUUUGUACAUACUUGUUCAAUACAGCAUAUGCCACUAAAUGUACUUAUAAACUUAUAAUCUUUGUUCGGUGUCGCAACCCCCAAACCAAGUUGCAGGCUGAACGGGUGACCUUAUUAUUAGUUUAGUUUCUGAAAGUACAGAAAUUUAGUACAAAAUGCUCUUUAGUUUUCUCUCAAGGAAGGAAAUAAAAGCUCGCAUUUUGAACACAUCUAAUGAGGCGAAUAAAAUGCCGAUUUGAGUGGAAAAUUCAAUUUUAAAAAGAAAAUUAAUUAUAAUAAGUCAUAUAUCUUUGCGUGACUUUCCGGAAAUUUUUGAUUAGAAUAUGCUGCCAUAUUUUGUUCUAUUCACAUGCUUUUAGA